AUGUCCGCCUUUUCUGCUUCUGAUUUCAAUUCAAAAAGAUACUCCUCUUCAAGACCUUCCUACCCUUCCGAAUUUUAUAGGAUAAUUGAUAAAUACCACGAUGGAGAAAGAAAAUUACUCGUUGAUGUUGGGUGUGGUCCAGGCACUGCUACUCUGCAAAUGGCUGAGGAAUUAAGACCGUUCGACCGAAUCAUCGGAAGCGAUCUUUCUGCCACCAUGAUUAAAACUGCUAAAGCCAUAAGGGAAGAAAGUCCCGAUAUAUACAGGAAUGUCUCAUUCGAAGUUUCUCCAAGCGAUAACUUUGAAUUCCUAGGUGCUGGCUCAACGGAUAAACAAAAGGUUGAUAUGAUCACCGCGGUGGAAUGCGCUCACUGGUUUGAUUUCCAAAAGUUCCAACGAUCUGUUUAUGCAAAUUUGAGAAAAGAUGGGACGAUUGCCAUUUGGGGGUAUGCGGACCCAAUCUUUCCGGCUUAUCCCGAGUUUGAUGAUUUAAUGAUUGAAGUGCCCUAUGGAAAGGAAACCUUGGGGCCCUAUUGGGAACAGCCGGGCAGAUCUCGCCUUCGCAGCAUGCUAAAAGACUCUAAUCUGAAUCCGGCGCUUUUUUAUGACAUCCGAGUUUCAUGCUUUCAUGCAGAGGAUAUAAGAGACCAAGCAAAGCUCCGUCAGCAUACAGAGAUGCUGCUGUUAAUCAGAAAGCAAAUUACUCUGGUGGAAUUUGCGGAAUAUGUCAGAACCUGGAGUGCUUACCACGGAUGGAAGCAAGAUCCGAAGAACAAAAACAAACAGGACGUGGCAGAUUGGUUUAUUGAGGAAUCACUGCGGAGAAGGCCGGAACUCACAGUCAAUACCAAGAUUGAAGUUGUUUGGAAUACCUUUUAUAAACUUGGUAAAAGAAUCUGA
Saccharomyces kudriavzevii IFO 1802 is the source of this 900-nucleotide messenger RNA. It is a transcript of the gene TMT1, whose product is annotated as trans-aconitate 3-methyltransferase. NCBI's taxonomy places the organism in Eukaryota, Fungi, Ascomycota, Saccharomycetes, Saccharomycetales, Saccharomycetaceae. The transcript has a single exon. The record is from RefSeq and is a predicted model, not a curated record. The coding region runs from base 1 to 900 and encodes 299 amino acids.